Molecule: messenger RNA, 5674 nt
Organism: Diorhabda sublineata
Lineage: Eukaryota; Metazoa; Arthropoda; Insecta; Coleoptera; Chrysomelidae
Product: sodium-independent sulfate anion transporter-like
Exons: 9
Coding region: 512-2557 (681 amino acids)
Biological process (GO): transmembrane transport
Cellular component (GO): membrane
Molecular function (GO): sulfate transmembrane transporter activity
Source: RefSeq, a predicted model, not a curated record
AAUCAUAACAAAAGUUUUUAUAAUUUUCCAUCUUCAAUUGACUUUAUUUAUUACAUACCAACAUAUUUUCAUUCAAAGUACCCAUUCUCUCCAAAGUACGAUAUAAAUCUUCAAAAUCAAAUCAACAAGUAUUCGAUUCAAAUCGUUAUUGUUCUGUUUUCUAUCAAUUCUAUCCGACCAGUGCGUUCUAAGCGAUCGCAACGAUUGAUUCAACGUUCGAUUUCUAUCUGGUCGAUUGUUUCGAUGAAUCGGAUCCUUUUGGUGAUUUUGACCGAUAAAAGAAUUCACGUGACUGUCAGUCUACAAAAUGCCGGUCGGGUUUCGCGGAAGCUUCAGUGACGAUUAUUUACCGGUAGUGGUAUAAUUGUAUCGCGCGGAUUUUCUUCGUUUGUUUAUUUACAUAUUUAAACGUUUCGUUUUACAGUUUUAGCAACCACUUGCGACAGCGCGGACGGUCGGAAUCUCGAUUUUGUUUUCUGACGGUUUUUUGUUUCAAAAAAAAAAAAGAAGAAUGUCUGCGAACAAGAACGGACUCAGAUUUUCGAGGAGUGUUCACGAAAAAUCGGAUAAUGACGUACAAGGGGCAGGCGGCGGCGGCGGCGGCGGCGGAACGAAUGGUACAUAUACCUACUAUGAUAAUCCGGCUCUUAAUGCUUCACUUGAUUCCCUCAAUUUUAAUGGAGACAGAAAUGAUUCAGCAUAUUUAGGAAGUAAUGACUUUAUUGUUUUAGAUAAUACGAAGAAAACAUCGACGGUGACGAAAUCAGUUAAAUCUGCUAUACCAUGGACUCGGAAACAGUUGAAAAAAACAUGUUCGAAGAAAAAACUUUACAAGAGGCUACCGUUUCUUACGUGGUUGCCAAAUUAUAACGCUGAAUGUGCUGUGGGUGAUUUGGUAGCUGGAAUUACCGUUGGUUUGACUGUGAUACCCCAAGCAUUAGCGUAUUCAAAUAUAGCAGGAUUGUCAACUGUCUAUGGUCUUUACAGCUCAUUUUUGGGACCAAUUGUAUAUAUAUUAUUAGGCAGCUGUAAAGAUGUUCCCGUAGGACCUUCGGCCAUAUCGGCGUUAAUGACGUACCAAGCUAUUCAAGGCUUAGGACCGGAAUAUGCCAUAUUACUCACUUUUUUGACAGGUUUGGUACUACUAUUGAUGGGACUAUUAGGUUUAGGUUUUCUCAUAGAUUUCGUAUCAGGACCAGUUUCCUCUGGUUUUAUUUCGGCCGUCGCUCUAAUUAUCGUUACCUCUCAAGUGAAAGACGUUCUUGGCAUCAACGCGAGCGGUAGUACGUUCGUAGAAACGUGGAUAAGUAUUUUUAACGACAUUCACAAUACCCAGGGUUGGGACACCAUGCUGGGGAUAGUUUGUAUAGCAGUUCUCCUUAUAUUAAGGAUAAUCGGUACAAUAAAAAUUGGAAGUUCGCGGGAAGACGAAGCACCGAGCGCUUUCGAAAACUUUGUAAAUAAAUCUCUAUGGUUAAUAAGUACAGCUAGAAACGCCAUUCUAGUCAUAGUGUGCGGUUUCAUCGGGUAUAUAUUCUGCCUAAACGGAGAUCCGCCAUUUAAAGUGAUAGGACCCGUUCCUCAAGGACUACCAGCAUUCAAAUUACCUCCCUUUAGUUACUACAAAGAUGAUAAUGGAACAGUAACUAGUCACACAUUACCCGAAAUGAUCUCGACUAUGGGUAGCGCUAUAAUCGUGGUUCCAUUGAUACUUAUUUUGGAAAACAUAUCCGUCUGUAAGGCUUUCGGUAAUGGGAAAAUGAUUGAUGCCACACAAGAAUUCAUAGCGAUCGGUAUUUGCAACAUUGCCAAUUCGUUCGUACAAGCUUUCCCGUCUACUGGAUCUCUAUCUCGAAGCGCGGUAAAUAAUAACAGUGGCGUACGAACACCAUUAGGAGGACUCUACACCGGCAUUCUAGUUAUUCUGGCACUUUUCUUCUUCACUCCAUAUUUCUACUACAUACCGAAAGCUACCUUAGCAGGUAUCAUUAUUGCGGCUGUCAUUUUCAUGGUAGAAGUCAAAGUUGUCAAACCUAUGUGGCGAUCUAAAAAAAGUGAUUUAAUACUAGGAUUCGCAACUUUUAUUGCCUGUCUUGCUCUUGCUUUGGAAAUUGGAAUUUUAGUCGGAAUUGGAAUAAAUAUACUCUUCAUUUUAUAUCACGCGGCAAGACCAAAAAUUACUGUUGAAAAGUUGAGGUCGAGAGAUAACAACGAAUAUCUGAUGUUAACUCCAGACCGUUGUUUGAUCUUCCCUUCCGUAGACUAUGUGAGAAAUUUAGUCACUAAACACAGUCUACGUCAGGGGAUUCCUGUUAUCAUAGAUUGCUCCCAUAUAUACGGGGCCGAUUACACGGCAGCUACCGUAGUAGAAAUUUUAACUCAAGAUUUCGCAGCUAGAAACCAACCGUUGUUCUUCUUCAAUUUGAAACCGUCAGUUUGUGCUGUAUUCGAAGGGCUGGCGCCCAAGGACUUCGUAGUGUUUUAUAGUGAAGACCAAAUAGAUCAAUUGCUUAAAGAAAGAUCUUACGUUAAAAAAGAGGAGGUAUUGAAGGUUUGAUUGUUACAAAUUUAUAAAUAAUGAUAAUUCAAUGUUAUUUUUUUGCAUAUUAUGUUUUUGUUUGUCUUUUAAAUAUGGUGAUGUAUACCGCUACUUUGGUGACCAAAAGGACAACAGUCAAUCACUUAGUUUUGACUAUUGUUUUGAAAAAUGUAUUCAAUUUACUUAUUUUCUUGAUGUAGUUCAAAAAAAAUUAGUUUUAUCGUAUUUUUAUAGAGAAGAAUUCUAGAAAAACAUAUUUUUUCCCAGUUUUUUCUAAAAUCUAUUCAAAAUAAUGGUUGACUCAUUUUUUUUAAUUCUUGCUAAUAUGAUCUUGUUCUUCUGAUCCUAUUUUUGCUCAUUUUUUUUCCAAAUUUUUUCUAUGUAACGAUUUAUACAGAUUUUCUCAAAGAAAAGUUUAUAUUUUAUGAUUCAAUAAAAUAAUUAUCAAAUUUCUUCUUCUUAUAUGUUCUGUCAAUAUUUUCUUAUUGUUCCUUCAAACCUUCAAACAUUUGCUGUAUUUAGAAGAAUUUAGAUUGCUCCUGUUCUUCUUCAACUCUCCAUUUAUAUAUUUACAUUUCUGUACUGAUUAUUUACUUCUAUCACUUGUCAUUUCACCUUUCGCUUGCUGGAAAUGCUUCAUAUUCUUCUUCUUGUAUGAUCCGCCAGUAUCUUGUUAUUAUUUCUUCAGUUAUUUGCUGUAUUUGUAGGAAUUUAAUUGUUGGAAUUCUUUUACUAUAUUGAAUCUUCUAUACAUUUCAAUUUCACCUUUCCUUUGGUUGCUAUACCUCAUUCUUCUUCUUGUAUGGUCCACCUGCACCUCCUAAUAAUUUAUUUUACUAAAUAUAGCCAAAUCAGCUUAUAUUUUCUAUUUUAACUUAUUCUUAACUUCAAAUUUUCUUUCCCCGGUUGCAUUUUUGUUAUUACAAAUAUAAUCUUUUACUUUUAUGUCUGUUUUUUCUGGUUUUCUGUUUUGAGUACUGAAUUUAAUCAAAGUUAUGAUAUUUCUCAAUUCCUUUCUUCUUCUAAGGGUACGUUAAUUCAGACUUUGUACCGAUACCAUUAAUUUUAGACAAUUUUGUUAUAUUUUAAGCUUCCACUGGUGAAACUCUUUUAUCGGGUCCAUUUGUGAAUACAUUUCUAUAUUUAACUCAAAUAUAUCCUUUGGGAAGAUUAUUUCUCCUUAUGAUGGCAUAUUAAAAUUAUUUGGAUCAUUUAACUAAGUUGGAAUAUUUGGUAAUGUACUGAACACACUAUUUACACUACCACCCACCGUUUGGAUAACCAAGUUAUCGUCUUCAGAGACUGAAGGUAAACGGUUUACCUUCAGUCUCUGAAGACGAUAACUUGGUUAUCGAAACGCGCCUUAGACAGUGUAAUUUUGAGUGCUGGUGUAGUGGUAGUGUGUUCAGUGGAUCAUUAUUCAACAGUUACCAAGUCACAAAAAACUUUGAUACUGAGUAGGCAUAUGAAACAUUCUGAUCCGUCCAAACGUAGUAUUUCAGUAUUUCCUUGUUUAAUCAUAAGUCUUCCUAUUUGUUAACUGCCUUAUUUGUAUAUAUGUAUAUCUCGCUUGUUCUUUAAUCGAUCUAAUAGUAGUUCGAAAUGUUUGUACAUUUUUAAUUAAAGUGUGUAAAUUUGUGGAAAUUGUAUAAAUUUGCUUUGAUAUGUUAUAUAAAAGCUAUUAAUCGAUAAAAACUAAAAAUUUAAAAACAUUUUGUUGAAUUAUCGGUAGUUCUAGAUUGUUUUUAACUCUUCAUAAAGGUACGUAAUAGUUUUGUAUUAUUCAAUUCAUAAUUUUUCAUAAAUAAUUAUAUAUUUUAACUUCACUAUGGACUGGGAAAGUGAUAAUUCAUUUUUUUUGUAGAGAUUACUGAUUUUUUUACUUUUGCUAAUUUUGACCUAACAAUAAUUGAUUUUUUUUAGUAAAAAUAUUCACAACGAAACGUAGUACAAAUUAAAUAGCCUCAUAUUUACAACUCACUAUCUAUUUAUCGAUAUUUUUGGAAAAAAAAUUAUUAGAAAUUUAUAUUUUCACUUCCUAACCCAACUUUUCUAUAUACUCUAAAUAACUUUCAUUACAAUAGAUGUUAUACUUACUUUUAUACGUCCACGUAUUAUUAACUACUAAUUUUCAUAAACACGGUGAAACACAGUCACUUGUAUCAUUUUUUUAACUUUAAGAAACUUUCACUGGUAAAUAAACUUUAAGGGGGCUUCCCACGCUACGAUAAAUCGUAACAAUGUAUAACCCUGUCAAAUGUCACUUAACCGUUAUCGACCCCAGAACUACUUUACGUAAAACUUCUCAAUAAAUAUAAUUAAAAAUUUUCGAGUUCAUCUGCUUGCAUUUUUUGUCAUUGUUACAGCAACAGUCUAAACGUCACUAAAUAACUUGGAAACAAGAUAAAUUGUAACAAUCUGAUCGUUACGAUAAAUUGCUUCAACUUAUCAUACCGUGUAAAAUUCCCUUAAACAAUCAGAAACAGUUUAUGUCUGAUUUUACCAUGGAACAGACCAGUGUUACCAUCUUGUUUUAUGACGUCACGCUUUCCUUGUCUAUUGUAUUAUUACAGUAUUAGGUGUUGCAUACUAUAGAGGUAAACAGUACAGUUAUUGGUCCUUUUAGAAACAACAUUACAACACGAUUAGUUUGCUUUCACUGGCUGUCAAAGUAAACGACAUAAUUGAUUCAAAUUCUGACAGGAGACAAAUGAUAGUUGACAGUUGAAACUUUUAUUGAAAUACUUUUCACACAAAAUGAUAAAAACAGUCAUAAAUUUGGUCAAAUCUUAAUUAUAUACGAGGUGAUCAAAAAAUACAAUAGAAUCAAAAAUUAUCAAAAAAGCCUUGUAUACAAUUUGUAAUGCAUUAAUCAAUGCAAUGUUGUCAAAUGGCCAAGAAUUGUUCUGUUCACCUAAUCCUAUGUAAGUUCCUUGAAAUAACGAUAAUAGUAAAUCAAUUUAAUAGUUUCAAAUAGUAUUUUUAGUUGAUUAUAAUUUUAAUCUAUUUAUAAUAAUGUAUUUUUAUUUUCUGUGAGAUUUAUUUAUUAACAUAUCUUUCAAUGUAUAGGUUACUUACCUCACUAUUAAACUUUUUGUAGUUAGACUGUGAUAUUAAAAAAUUUUCGUCUAAAAA